GUAACAUCAUGGACCGGCCUCCGGAUGAUGAAGCCGAUGAGCUCGUGAAAGACCAAAGUCCCUGAAACACAGGCGCAGCUUUCUCUCCAAUUUCCAUGCCAGACUGGCGAGACACAAAGAGUUCUUCGUAUUCGCGCGCCGUCCCAAUUGUAUCUGUCGCACCUGCAUGCAAGCAUAUACGCGUUCGACCAUUGCUCGCGUACUCAGGUGCUUCUCCGCAUUGCACCCUUCAACUCGGUUCCCAUCAGAUCAUGUACGCGGAUUAUCUCACUGUCGCUUGAAAACAUAGCACACUUUUCACCUUGGCUCGUCAGCUCUUCAUGAUUGACACAUUCACCGCAACGAAAUAAAACAAUCAAUUGAUACCAAGACUGGAGCUAGGACUGGAUCCAUAGAGCUCUCAGUCUAACCGGAUCCCCUGGCGCUGCCCUCUCCUUGAGCUAUCCAUCAACAAUGCCUACCUGGCUUGUUCAUGGCUUCCGAUGGCCGCGCAUAAGGAUCCUGUAUAGGACCCUCCUGGAGAAUCUGGACGAUUGCUCGCCGAGCUACAUAAUGACACCAGCUGUGAGCGCCCUAUAUCUUGAGAACUUCACCAAAACAUAUCCAGAGAUUAUGGCGAAGCUCCCGUCAUUACGACUUCUUGAACAGUACGACCCUGAAGAUCUGGUCACAAAAGAACAACCGUAUGCAUAUGUAUGCGACCAGGUUCAUGAAGUCAAGCUAAGCGUGGAUAUUGAGGAGAUAAGAGGACACGGAGUAACAGAUGAAGCUUGGACUGCUUUAAUGGAUCUUAGAGAUCAGAUCGCAGUAGGCCAAGACAUAGGGUGGUUUGUUGUUAUCAAUGGGGAUCCAGAAAGGUGGGCACCUCCGCUCGAAACAGAUGAAGAGGAAGAUUCAGAAGAAGAGGAAGACGACGACGAAAGAGAAGAGGAGGGGGAGGAUGCGGAUAGGGAAAGAUCUCAGCCAAGCGGAAUCAAUCGAAGUAGUAUUACAAGUAAAAUCGAUGAAAGCGCUGGUCAACAGAACCCCAGAAAGCCGAGAGGCUUUAGGAAGUGGUUUACUAGAUCCAAAAGAUCACUGAAUUCGAGAGGAGGAGAUACGUCAGCUGCUCCUCCGAUACCUACUACUGCUUCUUCGCAAUGAAUGGGGAAAAUCGCCAGACGCUCAUAAGGAUAUAUAAAUUACUCCUUCCAGAUAGGCCCUCUGAACCCUAAGGACUACGUGUAUAGCCGUGGCGAAAAUCUACUUGAGGGAGCCAUGGAGCAUUAAUGCGUCCAUAUAAUGGUAGUGUUGACAAAGAGAGGGGAGGGCUUGUACAGGAUAUUGAAACCCUAGUCUUAACGACAAGCUAAUAAUUGAAAUUCUACACUUAAU
This is a messenger RNA of Aaosphaeria arxii CBS 175.79, 1374 nucleotides long. RefSeq lists its product as uncharacterized. The record is from RefSeq and is a predicted model, not a curated record. The coding region runs from base 454 to 1143 and encodes 229 amino acids. Lineage: Eukaryota; Fungi; Ascomycota; Dothideomycetes; Pleosporales. The transcript has 3 exons.